Molecule: messenger RNA, 933 nt
Organism: Sodiomyces alkalinus F11
Lineage: Eukaryota; Fungi; Ascomycota; Sordariomycetes; Glomerellales; Plectosphaerellaceae
Exons: 1
Coding region: 209-697 (162 amino acids)
Source: RefSeq, a predicted model, not a curated record
CGCCAUACCUCCUCUUCUUUGCCCGUCCCCGCUCUGCUCGCUUCCAUGCGUCACUUUACUUCCCGUACUGAGGUCAUGUCAGUCAAAUGCCAAUGCCAACGCCAACGCCAACGCCAACGCCAACGCCAACGCCAACGCCAAACGUCUAGAAAGAGUCGGUGAAGCGAAAAGCGCCGCGAGGCAUGUAAGAACCCAAGAAAAAAACCCCAUGCCAGCCGGUGCUCGCCCCUCUCUCCACUUCCGGGCGUACUCUGUAUGUGUAUGUACGCACUUCCGUGCCAUGUAUGUGUACGGAUACGGAUAUUUCAACAGGACACACCGACGGCUUUUGCGUAUACCCGGCCAUUUGCUGGCCAUUUGCUGGGCAUGGGCAUGGGCAUGGGGAAAGGAUUGGAGUCAUGGAGCCCGUGCAGAGAGGAUGCACCUCGUCCCGCUGCCAAGUCUCGUCGCUGGGGGCUCACGGUUCACAAGACUGUCUUCUCGACGAGUUGUUCGUACACUUCCUCCCCGAUGUAAAGAACGGGCAGAAGUCUUUCUACGUUGUAGUUCUCUUUGCAUGGGAUUAUGGGGCCGUUUCCCGGCUACGAAGACGAGCCGUCCUUCACCGACAGCCUCGAUUAAACUUCUCACUUCUGCAGACAUAUUCCACAUCCCGACGUCUCCACUGGGUGGUAGUCCCCCCACAGGUUGUCUCUAGUGCCACAGGUUGUCUCUAGUGCCACAGGUUGUCUCUAGUGCCGAUAUCACCGUAUCGUUUGUCGGGGGGAGGCGGGGAGAGGGGGGGAGUAAAUAAGCGAAGACGCGAAGGGCCGAAGGGUGCUAAAAUAUUCGCAAAAAAAGGGCUGUAGCGCAUCACUAGAGUCGAAGUCAGGAAAUGGUUCCGUUGCUAUUUCGGUUGUCGUUUGCUAUACAUAUUAUAGUACAGUUGGCAUU